UAUUUUUUUAAUUUUUUUAUUUUUUUUUAUUUUUUUUUUAUUUAUUUAAAAAAUUCCAAAAUAUAAAAUUUUUGCAAAAAGCGCACAUUUUCACCGGAAAUUAUGGUUUUCAGUGAUAACUACGUAAAGAAAAGUAACAAAAAUACUUAAAAAACCAAUAGUGUACCAGAAAGCAGCAACAACAAUAACAAUAAUUUGUAUAUAUACAGAGCAGUUGACUGCAAAGCAAUGACGUCAAGCCGAACAAGACGCGGCAGGUCAAUAAUUACAUCUUCGGGGCAAUAAUUCUUGAAACCAUACAAGCAACAUGCAGACACCCACACAUACACUUAUAGAGUAAUGAAUGGACGAGCGCAAGUUUGGAGUCAACAAAAACAAGACAGGCGCACUCUAUAAAUAUAUACUAAAACCAAAGAAAAAAAAGUCUAUGAAGCAAUGAAUACAAAAAGAGAACAAAAAUAAACGAAAUUUGAAAAAACAAUAUAAUAACAGUAAAAAAAGAAAAUAAUUAAACUGAAAAAGCAAAAAACAACAAUAAACACAUUAGUACAUGUGUUUACAAAACUUGGUACUCGCUACUCUUGGCGCGACUGGUUGCAGAGCAUGCUUAUCACAAGGGAGGCUGGAGCGCUGCAAACUUUUAUGGACCAAAGAGUAGUGGCGCACGAGCGCCGCAAUAAACGUGUGUUAAGCACAAAAGCAAAAACAACAAUAGUGAAUGUAAUAAGCGAGCGGCCAACAGCGUCAUUUAGUACAUACGCACACACACACGCGCUUAUAUAAUAAAAACAAACCGCAUAUAAUUAGGACGCUAAUGGAUUGUUCGUAUUUAUAAUUCAGAGAAAAGUCAAAAUUUCGAGAGAAACUGCUUAUUUUUAACCUACAAAAAUCAACUAGUAAUUAUAAGCAGCGAGAGAAACGAGGAAAAGGAGAAACAAAUAUUGAGGAGUGGAGCAAAGCAAAUAGAUAAAAUGGAGAAAAGCGCAGAUAAGAAAGAAAUGAUUCUAGAAAACAAUCCAGAGAGUUUCCAGAAUACAAAAACAACUAUAAUAUUGGAGAAAACCAAAAAAAAAAAAAUAACGAAAAAGCAAAAGCAACAAUAACAAGAGCACAUAGAGAGCUGAGAUCACGAUGAAAGAAUAACAAAAACAAUAGUAAAAUAAAACUACAACAACAAUAAAAAUGAAAAAUAAUAAAGACAUGGGAAUAUAUCUUUAACAAAAACAACAACAACUACAAGAAAAAUCAACAAACAAAAACAAAUGAGAGGAAAAUAGCAGCAACAAAAACACUAAAAAAAACGAAAAUAAACGAAAAAACACAAAAAAUUACAAAAAUAAUAAAAAAAAAAACAAAAAAAUACAACAACAAUUAAAAAUAAAAAAGCCAUAAACGAAAAAAUACACAAAAAUUACAAAAACAACUAAAAUCACAAGAAAAUUACAAUAACAAUUAAAAAAAAUAAUAAUUACAACAACAAUUAAAAUCACAAGAAAAUUACAACAACAAAUGAAAAACAAAAAAAUCAAUAACACAUCAAAACGCAAAUUGAACGUCACGAAAAAUCGUGACAACCCCAAAACCACAUACGCCAUAUGCCAACAUGAGCAACAACUUGCCGGAAAGAGAGGUCAGGCAGAGAGCGGAGAAAGACAGCGUUUGCCGUGAUGCGAUAGGUAAAAGAAAAUUAACGUUAUAGAUACUAUAUAGAGAACAAAGAAAUAUUUAUUUUCGAACAACGCAAAGGAAAAAAAAGUAACGAACAGAUGCUGGAAGUGAUCCCAUGUGAGAGCACGAGAGAGCAAGAGAGCGCUAGCUUUUUGAUUUUUGAACACGAGAACAAAGAGUGGGAGAGAUGUUGAAAGAAUAAGAAAAUCGCAGCGCCCGCAAAUGGAAAUGGAAAAGCUCGCGAAAGCUUUACAUAAAAACGUCAUCGAUGGAAAUUGACCAGAUCAGUGAGGCUGUUGGAAUACUUUUUGGUCAGCCAGCCAGGCCAGUUGUGUUAUUAUUCAAUGCUCUAGCUGUGCAGUAGUCGAUAACGCGGAACGAUCACGCACGGAACGUAUAGACGGUUAGCGCGCUUAUCGCAAACUGAUGAACGGUACACAAAAGUGUUUAAAAACAAGAAGCAUUUCAAAUAUUUGUACAACACCGAACAAAGUGAGAAUUCCCAGAAACUCAAAAUCAAAAUAAACUUUUAGCGAAAUAAUAAUAUAUAAUUUAAAAAACACAACACAGUGAGUGAGAAAAAAAUCCACAACAUUAAAAAGAAAACAAAAACAAAUACAAACAACAAAUAAAAAGUGAAUAAACUCCACAAAGAUGCCGUUGGCUUUCAGCGACUAGCGGCUGAUUUCCCACUUGCUCAUUUGAGUGGGCGCACAAACUGCCAAAAUGCCAUUGAAAUAUUAAUAACUUAUUUAUCACAACAUACAUUUUUCCUCCGCUGAACGCGCGUGUGUAUGUGUGUGUGUGUGUGCCACUUGCGAAUAAUUGCGGGCGCAUCGACAACGGCCUCCAAGCGGCAAACGCGAGUUACCCCACAACAGGUGGCACAUUUCUCCCACGAGAGCGAACGAAAGCGAAAAGCGCAAAUAAAUAAAUAUUAAUAAUAAAUUGUGUGACAAAUUGACAAUUAAACAAAAUAGAAAUAGCGCAAUUAGCAGUGUGUGUGUAGCACAACAAGGUCAACACACCUAACUCUGUGUUAGUUUAGCGAAAUCACACGUGGCCACGCGCCCAUCAAGCUCAACGCUCCGAACUGGCGGUCCUCAGCGCGCAGGAAAUGAUGAAGCACGACACCGCCACGAAGCCUAUACCGAUUGGUGGACCAAGCGCCAUGGCGCCAGCUGCGGGCACGACGAACUCAUUAAAGCGCGGCUUGUGGCGCAACCGCAGCGUCAACGAGGCGCCUGCAUGCGCGCGUAGCCCCAUCACGAAAGCGUUUGAUUUUCUGCCUUGGGGACGUAGCAAAAAGGCAGGCGAUAAAACACAAACACAUAUACAACAACAACAACAACAAAAGCAACUGCAAAAAGCCAACGCGGCGGCGGCGAACGCAAAGUCAGCAAAUAGCAACGCUGCGGGCAACACAAACAGCAACACCAGCAACAGCAACGCAAGCAACAACACAAAUGCGGGCGCCGAUAAGGACACCGGCAUACACUACCAUCGCAAUAUAUUUCGCAGCGGCGGCGGCCUCAUACGUGACAUACUCGGUGGCGAUAAGCUGAACAAAGAGAAAGGCAAUCAGGAGUUGGCGUUGAAAAAAUCCAAUCAACGCAUUAAACCCAAGCAGGUGGUGGCGCGCAAUAAGAGCCUGGACAUACAUGAACUCAUCAACACCGUCGAGAAUGAGCUGAGCGCCGAGAAGCAGAAGAACGGCCGCAAACACUUUAUGGAUGACACAUUCAUUGAGAAUAUAAUGCGCGCCAAGGAGGCUUACCGGCAGGCGAACGAAGAGCUGUUGGACGACGAACAGGCAGGCGAUUAUCGUUAUGUCGAUGAGACGGACGAAAGUGAGGGUACGGCACGGCGACAGGCGCACGAAGAGCAACGCGCGAGUGAUGAGCAGCUCCAUUGUAUGCCUUCUGGCAGCAGCGGCAAUAACGCGGCUGUGGCGCACGCACCCGCGCGUCAUAUACUCUUCAACGACGAGGACAUUGUGUAUCUGAUAAAGAAGGAGCUGCCGGUCAAACGGGAAAUGAGCAAGACGAAGCGUAAGGUGUCGAGUAAUCAUGCGGAGAAGGAACACCAACAGCAACAGCAACAACAACAGCUGCAGCAGUAUCAGCAAUAUCAACAGCAACAACAGCAGCAAGGGCGUGAGCGCGAACGUGAAAGAGACCGCGAACGCGGACGUGACCGACACGAACGCAGCGAAAGUGUGUUGCGUGCACGACUGAAGUUCAAGAAAUUGACACCGGACGGAACACCGUUGCCGAAACGCAGAUCAACAUCCGCCCAAAUGCUCAAUCAUAAUCAGUAUCACAAUCAGUGCGACUACAAUGGCAUUGAGUAUGAACAACCGCAAGCGCGCAAUUAUCAGCAAUCAAGGUCGGUCAACGAGAGCUCCACGACGAGCGCUAGCGAUAACGGUAAACGUGGCAUACUGCAGCGGCAGAAUACUUCACCGGCGCUGAUUAGUUUGGCCGGUGAGGGCGGAAGUGGCAACGGCAACGGUAACGGAAAUGUCGGUGGCGCCUACGAAGAGGAUGCGCCGCAUCACCAGAGUCCGGAAAAUCGGCGCCGCCAUCAUCAACUCUUCCAGCGCGGCGAACAGCGCGUGCAAUUGCAGCGUCGCAAAUCCUUCACCGGCUAUGACAACGCACAGUUAGGCAACUGUAGUAGUAGCAGCAGCAUGGCGAGUGGGGGUGGCGGUGGUAGUGGUGGCGUCAGCGCUAAUGCGCCGAUCAAUGAACAGCCGCGCGGCGAGAAACCGCGUAAGAAGCUCUCCUUCCGCGAACCGGUUGCCGACAAACCGCGCGUACGACGUCGCAGUUCGCCGCUGCAGCGUCCGCAGAGUGCCGGUGCCGAGGGUAGGGACCCAUCACCAGCCAGCAAAGAGCUAAGCAAUCGCCUUGCCGUCGACGACGGCAUAAUUGCCAAUGCGAACGCGCAUAAAGUGAGCUGUGAUAAUUUGAGCGCCAGCAGCAGCAGCGCUGCCCUAAUGUCAUUACCUGAUAACCGCAAUUUUGCUGCGCAGAUUAAUAAUAUCGCCUUGGAUGCGGCGGGUUGCUGUUUUGUGGAUAAUGCGAAUUUAACAAUGGACUUUGAGUCACAAGCGAUGCGUAUUGUACGUACCGUCGGUCAGGCCUUUGAAGUAUGUCACAAAUUCAAUCUUCAUAAGAAUUCCUUGGAUCACAACGACGAACGCUCGGAUGUCUCAUCCGAGUUACUCGAUGUAGAACGCAUUUCGGUACAACAACUGACUGAUGACGAGCUGGAAAAGAAAGAGCCGCUGACCGCUGUGACGGACAUCAAGCCACCGCAAAGACCGAAUCAUCUGGAAUUGGUGCCACAGAGCAGUUCGAAUAUGCGCAAGUCACCCAGUUUAUUGACCGCUGACGAAGACAAUACACCCACUACACCGUCAUCGCCCAGCCAUGAGAUCAGCAAACUAAAGGAUCAAUUGGAGCAGCAGGCCAUACAAACACGCCAGGCAUUGGGACAGCUAAUGUUGGUGCGCGAGCAGCUUAUAUCGGAAACGAAUGCGCGCAUCGAAGCGCAGGCACGCACACAGCAACUGCUGCAGCAGAAUCGCGAGUUGCUCGAGCAUCUGGCAUCGCUGGGCGCCUACAAUGAGCAGCAGAGCGCCGGACUGACAUCGGCCAAUAUCGGCAUGGCACCGCAGCUUUCAUCGACAGCGAAAGUGGCACGCUGGUUCCAACAGCUUCCCUGGCACACCGCCUCCCUCUCACGCCCGGAAAGCGGCUUCGUUUCGGGCGAUUCGCGUUCGGAGAAAUUCCAUUGCGAGGAGUUCCACUACACCAAGGAGCCGGAUGAUUUAUGCGAUGAGUUUCUGCUAGUCGAGGGCAGCAGCACCAUUUGGACGAAAUUGAGUGCGAAGAAGCAGCGCAAAUUGCUCGGCAUGCGACUGGGCAAGGUGACGACAUUUUGAGAAUAUUUGAUGAAAUUACCGGCGGAAAAAAAAUAUUAAUGUGCUAAGUCAGGGCAUUACGGCAGUUAGAUUAUAAAGCAGCAGUCUAAAAUGUUAAGCAACAACACAAAAUAAGCAACAAAAGAACGAAAAUGUAAACUCUAAACGAAGUCAAUAUAUUAUAUUUAGAGUAACGGCAGUUGAGCAGCUGCGCGCCAGCUUAGUUAAGUUCAUAAUAGAUUUUUGUAAUUUUUUACGCGAAACAUUAAUUCUAAGUACAUACAUACGAAGUAAGCACAUACGAAAUUUCUUUUUUAUUGGUGUACCAUGCAUUUUAAUGACAUGCCAUCGCGCCAUGUUUAGAAAUUAAUGUCAUGACAUAAUUUUUACAUGCGAACAAGUUUAUUUGGCGAGUAUUACUUUAAUAUUUAAAUAUUAUUUUAAUUUAGAAUAUGUAUAUGCGAGCUUAACUACUAAUUCUUCAAGUAAAAUAUUUUCGAAAGUUUUCGAAAUUCGAAAAUUUUAGGAAAUUCGAAAGUUUUCGAAAUACAAAAAUUUCGAAAUUUGAAAAAUUUUCAAAAUUCGAAAAGCUAAUGAAAUUUCAAAAAAUUCGAAAAUUUUCGAAAUUCGAAAAAAUCUUUGUCCGAGUAUUUGAUCUUUCUGAACCAAACGAAAUGUAACUGCGAAAAUAUAUCAAGAAAUUUGUCGAAAAAUUCGAAAAACUAAUGAAAAAUUCAAAAUUCGAAAAUUUUCGAAAUUCGAAAAAUUUAUCUUUGUCCGAUUAUUUGAUUUUUCUAAAUCAAACGAAACGAAACGUAACUGCAAAAAUAUAUCAAGAAAUUUAUCGAAAUAAUAUUUUUUUAAGUAGAUCUGGCAACUAUUUUCUCUUUAAUGAUAGAUCAAAAUAUUUAGAUUGAUAUUAUAUGUUUGUUCAAAUGUAUCUAUAACCUCCUUAUAACCAAUAUAAUCCAUAUUUUUGACUUUAUUUGGUAUAAUUUAAACAUAAUACGAAUUUCUAACCAAAAUGAAGUGAGAAUACAUCGUUUAAUAGAACGUGAUUCGAUAUCGAAAAUCGGUAAACAUCUACAAUUAGAUCCCAUAGAUGAACAAAAUGAUAUUUACUAAGCCGAUUGGCUUUAACGAAUCUAUUUUUACUUUGUCAAUGAAGGUCUAGCCGAAGAGAAAUUUUUUCCAAUAUAUUUUUUUGUUUUAACUUUUGAGCAUAUUUCGAUAACGUCUGCAUUAAUCUCGAUUUUUUUUUUAAUUUUUUUUAAAUCUGAAAAAUUGGUUUUCUGAAAAAUAAUUCGGAUUAAAACUGAAUUUCUUGACUUUCGAAGAUAUAUUUAAUACAUGAAUUUGGUGGUUGCUCAUAUAUACUAAGGAUUAUGAUAAACUUAACUUAUUCGAAAAUUUGUAAUGUGUCGUUUAAUAUUGACACAAGGCUUAAAGAAUACUACAUGCAUUUACAUUUACAUGUGGAAAACUGUGAACUGCCAUGUCAAGCAAACAUCAAACUGAUUUGUUUGCGAAAUUAUAAUGUGAGUAAUAAUCCGUUAAGCAUAAAAACACAUAUCAAUACCGUUAGUUGGCUAAAUCACAAAACAAAGAAAGGAAAACAAAGUCACAAAACAGAAAGCUUAGGUUUAUAUAUUUCAAGAUAUCAAACAGUCAAGCAAUCAAUUACCGUUAUAUGUAGGUUAGCGAGAAACAGUAAACAAACAUUAGCAGCGCAGUUUAAAUCAUAAAAUUCUCAUAUUAAUCAUACGCCAUGUCGAACCACCACCACAACCACACCACAAUGAGUUGAAGGAGUAAUCAUAGCAAAAAGCGCAUAAGUCUACAUUUGUAAGUGUAUGUAAGUGUGUAUGAGUAUGUGUGUGUUUGUCAACAUCCAAAUAUUUGACUUGUUGUUGUUGUAAAUAUUCACAUAAAAUAUGCAUAACUGUGAAAAUUGAUGAUUGCUACCAAGAGUUGGAAGCAUAUUGAAACAAAUUCGACAAAAUUUCGGCUAGACAAACAAACACGAGCACAAACAAAUGAAAUACAAACACCAAAUACACAAACAACUUUUGCUUGUCUUUUUCGCUACAAUCAGCAGGUCAAAAUAUUUUUUGUUUUCUUAUUUUUUUUUUAUAUUUUGUGCAAAUGUGUUUGAGUGUUGUUGGUGGGGGAAUAGACUUCAAUUUGAGUUUUCAUGUUUUAUGCAGAUGAAAAACUCAUAGUAUAAACAAAUAAAUUGCAAAUGUCUAUGGUUAGCUAGACACUUGUAUGCACAGUGAGCAAUUCUCGUGGGGUCUUUGUUGAGAAGUUGUGAAUUUUUUUAACCUACCUUCUAAAUAAACUAUGGUGGAAUAUCCGAAUUUGCUUCUCUAACUACUGAGUGACUAAAUGACAAUUUCUUCAACUAGUAACUCCCAAAAGUAUGCUAAAAAAUUAUGAAAAAAUACAGUAGAAAUUCAUUUUUAUAAAAUGGAAAUAUUCAAAUCCAUUAAACUCUUGUUCGAAAGCUUCUACCCACUGGGUUUAACAAUAUAUACAAUCUUUUAGCUAUGUUAUCAAUAAGGCUCAAGAAAUGCUAAUAUGAAAACCAACAAAAAAUCGAACGAAAUUGCUAACAAAAAACGCAAAUAACUAAAGCGCAUGCAUGCAGUAGAAAAUAUAUAACAUUAGGGUGACAUAUUUAAAAAAAAAAUUAAAUAAAUAUUUCUUAAUAAUCUUAAUUUUUUCUAAUAUUAAUUUGCCGUUAUUUGAGAUAUUGUUAAAAGAAAAUAAUUACUUUUGAAAUUAAAAAUUUACCAAAAUUUUGAUGAAUUAUCUCAAUUUCUGGGUAUUGGACCAAACUAAUUUUUUUGUGGAAGAUGGAGUCAUAAGUUAAAAACGUGCGAAAUAUGUGCCAAUUUUCGAAGUUAGCUUCCAAAAUCGAAACUUCUAUAACUCGAAGUCCUCCAAAAACUCGAACUCUUGAAUUGGUAAUAGAAGUCAUAUUUCAUAUAAAUUGGUCCUAAUCAUUGAAUCCAUUUCGAUCGAAAAAUUUUACGUCGGAAUCAUUGAAACCGUAUCGAAAAUAAAAUUUACGAAGUUCGAAGUUCGAAAAAAGGUUUAUUGAUCACUAAAUACUGGAUAUAGUUUGAAAAAAAGUCUCUCCACAAUUUGUAUCACCCUGACAUGUAACAUGUAUGCUCAUAUUUGCUGCUGGAAGUUACCCACACAUGCAUAUUAUACACACACACCCGUUUUGUAGACUUAUUAGAUAAACAUUGCUGUGGUAGAUCAAAUGUGUUUCAAUAAUAACGAACACACAUCCAAGCACACAAUCAAACAAUCACACACACAUUCACAUACCUACACACACUUUCAUAUUACAUUAGCUUGUGUGUGUGAGUGUUUUUUUGCAUACUUAUAGGCGCUGUACGUGCUGCUGUCGAAAGUAAUAUGUAGUUAUGAGAUACUUUGAAUUUUCAAGCAAAAUCAUAUACUUACGGUACUUAUCGGAAAACAGACACACACAUGCAUGAGCACAUUAGCAUGAAAAUGAUUAUUAUUUUUGCGCUUUUUCGCAUUAUCGAAACAAAUUGCGCUGUCGUUGAUAUAAUAUGAUACCACGUAAUACUUAUAUAUGUUAUACGCAUUUCUUUAAGCAAAAAAAAGACUAAAAUACAAGAAAGAAAGCAGUUUUAAUGUAGAUUUUAAUUUACGACUUUUCGAAUUUUAGUAUACAUAUGAAAUUUAAUAAUAAUUUACUUGGUUAGGUUUUUAUAUAUUUUUCUACGCUAGCUUAUAGACACAUCACCCAUACAUAUAUAAGUACAUACAUAGAAAUAUACAUAAGUUUAUAGCAUAGAAAGCCAGAAGUCAUUUAAAGGUUAAACAAUAAAAAUUUACUGCGAAAUUACA
Molecule: messenger RNA, 9493 nt
Organism: Zeugodacus cucurbitae (melon fly)
Lineage: Eukaryota; Metazoa; Arthropoda; Insecta; Diptera; Tephritidae
Product: capon-like protein
Exons: 7
Coding region: 2786-5620 (944 amino acids)
Molecular function (GO): nitric-oxide synthase binding
Source: RefSeq, a predicted model, not a curated record